Colletes gigas is the source of this 5931-nucleotide messenger RNA. Its product is annotated as facilitated trehalose transporter Tret1-like. Bases 315 to 1961 code for a protein of 548 amino acids. The transcript is spliced from 9 exons. Gene Ontology annotation, cellular component: membrane. The record is from RefSeq and is a predicted model, not a curated record. Gene Ontology annotation, biological process: transmembrane transport. Gene Ontology annotation, molecular function: transmembrane transporter activity. Lineage: Eukaryota; Metazoa; Arthropoda; Insecta; Hymenoptera; Colletidae.
UCGCGCAUUGCACGUCGCGACGCGUUCCUAGUCGGACGCACUUCUGCUCCUUUCUGGCGGCGAGGAAAGAGAGAGAGAAGAGGCAAGGAACAACGAACGGACACGAGAGUUUUCGGUUGAUUGUUGGAUCCGUUUUCAUCGGGGUCGUGGGACAGUUCUUCGAGGAACACGGAACAGAGAGGCUCGAAGACCGUAAGAUGAUGACGAAGUGCGACAAUUUCAGUCUGAGUUGACAAGGGUUCGUUUCAGAAGAGGCUACAUAGAUCAACGCAGAAACUAAAGCAUCGUUGCAGCGAAACGUGUGAGAAGCAAUCAUGGAUCCUUUCUCGUUGAGUGUUGAACGCGAGGCGUCGAAGAACAUCGAAGAAAAUGAAAGAGAGUGCUUCAAGGAUGCGAUCGUGUCGAGCAGAAGCCUCAAUAAAGGCUUCACCGAAACGACAACUAUCAGAAAUGCCAUACCUGAGAUCGCCGCCUGCAUCAUAGCCGCGACUUUCCACAUAUCGGUGGGUUUCAGCAUGGCGUACUCGGCGAUCCUCAUUCCUCACCUGGAGGCCGCGGAUGCGGAAUUGCACGCCACUCAAGAGGAAACUUCCUGGAUAGCCAGCGUGGUGGUAGUGUGUACGCCUGUGGGUGCCUUAAUGGGCGGCUUCCUGAUGGAGAUAUUGGGAAGGUUAAGGACUCUUCAAAUAGGCGUGAUUCCCUGCGUGGCGGGAUGGAUCCUCAUAGCACUUUCAACGAACAUUCCGAUGCUUUUGGUCGGUCGACUAUUGACUGGACUGUCCACCGCUCUAGCAACUUCUCCUGCUAUUGUCUACAUCACCGAGGUAGCACGGCCAGAAUUGAGGGGUUCGAUGAUAUCUUUCGGACCGACUCUGGCCUCUUUUGGAAUGGUACUCUCGUACGUGAAGGGAGCAUACAUACAUUGGAGAUUGGUAGCCUGGAUCAGCAUUAUUUACGCCGUCGUGCCGAUCAUUUUGGUAGAAUUGUUCGUCCCCGAGUCCCCUGUGUGGCUGGUCUCCAAGGGUCGAACGGAGGAUGCGAAAAAGUCGCUAGAAUGGCUGUACAAAUACGAACCAAAGCAAGGGAAAGUGUCCGCCGCGGAAGCGCAAUUGACAACGAUCAUGAAGGAGAAAGAAAUCAAACUUAACGAGCAGAGGAAGAGCAAACAUGGCGGCCUGUCCACAAAGAUGAGAGCAUUCUUGAAGCCUACCGGAUGGAAGCCAAUGACGAUACUCUUUCUGUUCUUCUUCUUCCAACAGUUCUCCGGAAUUUACAUUACUCUCUUCUACGCUGUCACGUGGUUCCAAGAAGUUGGCGCUGGCGUGAACGAAUACUUGGCCUCGAUUCUAGUCGGUGUGACGCGUUUCCUGUGUUCGAUGGUGAACACGUGGCUGCUGAGGCGAUUCCGGAGACGUCCGUUGUGUAUAGUCUCGUCCUUGGGAAUGGCGGCUUGUAUGACCGUUUCCGGUUACUUCACUCUCCUUAUUAGGGACGGCGAUCGGUCUGGCUACUGGGUACCUGUUCUUUGCCUGUUGCUAUACGUUUGCACGUCUAUGGUCGGCAUGCUGACUAUUCCAUGGACCAUGACCGCGGAACUGUUCCCAACCGAGAUCAGAGGAAUAGCUCAUUCCAUCAGCUACUCGAUAGCCAACAUGCUGAUGUUCGCUGCUCUGCAGAGUUACAGAAGCUUGCAAAGCUUUUUGGGUGGGUCCUACGCUGUGCAAUGGUUCUUCGCCGGCAUUUCACUUGGCGCCGUUGUUUUCGUGUGGCUGUUGCUGCCUGAAACGCACGGCAAGAAGCUCUCCGAGAUCGAGGAGUACUUCCAAAAUAAUUUCUUGGCCGUUGGAGCGAAGUCGGAGGCCCGAAAGCAACGCGCGAGAAGGAGAAACAAACGGAAAGGACCCACUGCUCUCACGCAGCCGCUGAACCCGUCGCAUUCGAAAACGAUGCAGAACGUUUAAAAAGUCUUCUUUCGCACGGGCUGGAACCGCGACAAAGAACCCCUAGGCCGUAGGUGCUAUCCGAGUUGUACGUAUACUACUAAUUCUACACGUGACAUGCGUAUAACGUUUUAGUUGAAGUUACCUUUAGAAACGAUAGAAGCGCGAUUUAGUCGCGCGCAGAUUUUAUAUGAAUCAAGCACCGAAUCACCUUGGUUUCAUUAGUUACGUCUGUAGUAGCGUGUCAGAGUCGAGGGAGACGAGAGGGGUGCUAUAUGAAGUGUAUCGUGAAACUGCAUGGUUUCCUAAUUAAACUUUGCUUUCGCUUGAAUCGUAUUCGUGUAAACGACUAAUUAGUGUCCUGUUAGUUCGAGGAAAAAGGAUUUUGAACACGAGGGUGACAAUUUAAAAGAAGCGUACCAUGAACAAAUUAACACGUUGACUACCAGACCGAAACCGUAGAAUUCUCUAUGAGACUGAAACUUCGAUUUUAGACAAUUACAUAACCUAAAAUUUGUAUUUGGUAUACCCUUUUGCAACCUCGAUAAAAUUCAUAACUCGAGGCUUCGUUCGUUUUAAUUUCAUAGUGAAAGGUUCUGUCACCCAUGUAUGGGUGGCGACACCUGGCGGUCAAAAGUGUUAACGUACCCGCUUGGAUUUGCAUCAUCCCUUCGAAGUUACAUGAUGAACGAUGAGUUUUUUUCCGUUGUUGCUAACGUCGUAGAAAUUUUUUAGAAAAAUGUAUCCCACGGCGUUAGUGGAUUUAUCAAAUUGAUUUCUGUAACUGUUUAUCUUUUGUUCCGCAAUAACAACCACUUUGUUACAUACUAGUCUACAUGGUAUACAUUUAUAGAAUUCAAGCUUUUUGAUGUUUGGUGGAAAGUGCUCAAGACAAAAUCACAUCAAAAUGAUCUACUAAUUAGUACAAUGGCGGCUAUCGAUAUCUUGCAACCUAACCAGAAAUUCAAACGAACUUUAUUGCAUGCUUUAAAUUGAAAACUACUAUUUACAUUGCCGCAUUCUGUUUCUUUUAUGUGUUCCUUAAUAUUUUCAGUAAUUGUACAGCAUAAGGGAAGCAGCGCCAACGAUCUUGAUCUUGAUCUUGACCUUGAGAUUCAUUGUAUUGGAUAUCCUAAUUAACCUUCGGAAGGUUUUAGCAGUAUUGUUUAUGAUAAUGUUCUUAACAAAAAAAAGUUUCAUCAAUGUCAUGUAAUUUUUUGACAUUGUAUAAAUUAAAAUAUGGGAUUUGAAUUUGAGGUUACAUUAUAGUUUGGACCUGAUAUAUAUUAUAGUAAUUCUAUUUAUUUAAUUAUAAAUAUAUAAGUCGUAUUUUUCAAACAUCUUCCUAAAACCUGUUAAAAUUUUGGGUAUUAAAGGGUAGAUUGCCAUAAUUCAGUUUGCACAAAACUGGAUUCAUCGCGUCAGAGACAAAAGAAGCGAUCACACGUUUCUUGCUCUAAAAAAAGAAGACGUGCAUUUAGGCUCUAAAUAGAGCGCGCUCUGCCGGCAUGUCGGCCCAACCAAAACUGUUUUUAAUGCUUAAAUACAACAAAACCUUCUGAAAGUUAAUUAAGAGAUAUUCUCUGCAACAUAUGUUAAUAUCAAGGUCAUCGGAGCUACUUCUCCCAUACUUUAUAUUUAUUCUUGUUCAUUUUUAAGAGGUUCUUCCACUAGUGAUGAUAAUAAUUAAAUCUAUUAAAGAAAUAUGCACCUGUAUAAACAUACUUAAGCAUUUUGUAACAAUUGAAAGAGAAGAAGAUAUCUUCGAGCAGCAGUUUUUCGUCUUAAAGGGGUAUUUCUAUUUAGAAAUAUCGUUUUUAAACAAUUUUUAGGAUAAACGUUAGAGUCUAGAAAGUUUUCAUAAAUGUUUGGUCAUAUUUUAGGAUAACGGAUUUUAAUUGCGAUGCAGUUACCUUUAUUAUCCUUCAAAUUAUUGUUCGUUUCCAGAAUGUUAUACAUAUUCAAGUGAAAGAAAUGUAUUUUGACAAAAUGGCAGUCAUAUAAAUCAAAAUUUCGUAAAAUGUUUUACUUUUUUUUCUUUAUUUUAUCUAUUUUAUAUGAGAAUAAAAUUUACUCGUGCAUCAUUUUCGUAAUAUUUGUAUACGUUUGUUAUUUUAUCAAAUUUAGGCAUACCAGUUCAAGAACAUAUUUUCGAUACUUUACGAAAGUACAAUUUUUUGAUCUUUCGAGGUGGUAGUACCCAUUUUCAGCCUUUCUACCAAAUAUCGAAAUUAUUUAUGUACUCCCGGGUAAUAUUAAUUCUUGCCCUCUAAAAGAAAGUAAUCAACCCCCAAUACCAUCCAAAAUGGCUGCCCGAAAGAUGUUCAGAUUGGUACACGAGCUAAUGAAUUUCUCUUAGCGCUGUAAGAAUUGUAAUGGCCGACCGUACAUGCGCACAAAACCAGAACGAUCGAUGCGACAUCUACUGGCGUGACAUUGCUUAGACAGCGGGACAAUUAUACCAAAUACAUACUAGCAAACGACUCUACACGCGACACAUAAAACAGUAUUACACGUUGAUCUGAUACAGUCCUCUGCGCAAACGCGCGCAGAUGACCGUAGAAGAGAUAGAUGAUGGUUUUUCGUUCGAAAUAAACGUUGGUUAAGGUCUUUCUUACGUCAUGUAUCGUCUCGUGAGAAACAUUAGACGCUUACAGGCAGGCAAAAAGCAUUCCUUUUUGAAAAUCAAUUUCACAACUUCGCUGUGAUUUAACAAUACCUGUAAAGAGAAUGAAAUUUCACAAUCCGCGAUGCUUAAGUGUAGUAUCCCAUUUUGCAUUUGAAUGAACGUGCUACGAAAAGAUCGUAAGUUGGCGACGAUUUAAACACGUCGACUUAUAAAUUUCUGCGUAGUGCAGAAGAAUAAAUCGAAAUUGUGAAAUAAAUUUUCUUUCUUCUUCUACGUCUGAAGUGAUUUUGAAAAUACGUGCGGUACACUCACGCCCUGUUAAAUAAUUCGUUCUAUUAAUGUAUAUAGGUAAUAAUUUAUAAACUACAACGCCAUUUUCUCAUAAUUAACUCUGUCCACUUUGCGUACACGAAUUAAGCGCGCGCAUACCACACGUAUUUUCGAAGACCAUUAUCUCGAAUACGAAUGAUUGGACGAAACGAAUUCCACAUAUUUAAUUUCUGUCGAAAUAAAACCGCCUUUAAAAGGACACAAUUUGUAUCCAAACGCAAGCGCUGUGUUACGAAACGCCAUCUAUGUUAUCACGUUUGACUGAAGGACUAACAGCUUUUUUCUAUGGCAACCAUCCAUUUAAACAGAUACUUAAGGUCAUGACCUUUUAUACAGUGUUUAUUUAAAUUUAAUGACCUAUUUAUAGAGAUGGGUUUUAUAACUUAUUUGUAAAAAUGCAAACCUUUUUCGAUACCUUUAUACGAAAGUUGAUAAUAAAAUGGCCUGUGUAUGAUCUAUGUUAGAUCACUGCAUCGAACACCCAAUGUAUUUUUCACGAGUUAUCGACAGAAAAACCAUAGAAUAAAACUAAGUCAGUUUUAACUAUCGGAAGACCCCGCGGAUAUUCUAUCGCUGAUUGGUCGAUCGUACAUUUAUUAAAUUGUAAUAGUGUCGUGAUCGAUGGACCAGAUUUUAACACCAAGAGUAUCACGAAGUUUUGGGCGAAGAUAAUCGAUAACGAUCGUGCGUAAUCGAACAGAUUUUACAAAGGCAAUUAUCUUGUCCGUGAAUUGUUAAGAAAUAUUAGUCCAUAAAAAUUCUACAUGCAAUCAAACUUUUGAUGAUCGUUAUGGCAGAAAAAGUGAAGCAUACGAUUAUAUUCAUUUAUUGAGAGAAUAAAUUUACGGUAUAUAGUUCAUUUCGAAAUUCUUGGCUCGACAAAUGCCUUUCUUUAUUUGUCGACUGUUCGAUGAUUGUAAUAUAAGUGUGCGUGAACAUACGAACAAAGUAGCUUUUAUAUUGAUAUACUUUGUACUGUACGAUACAGCAUGCUUGUAUUUCUUAAGUAUAAAUGCGUAUAUGUCAAUACAU